Molecule: messenger RNA, 1846 nt
Organism: Phragmites australis (common reed)
Lineage: Eukaryota; Viridiplantae; Streptophyta; Magnoliopsida; Poales; Poaceae
Exons: 13
Coding region: 86-1555 (489 amino acids)
Cellular component (GO): microtubule cytoskeleton
Molecular function (GO): ATP binding; ATP hydrolysis activity
Source: RefSeq, a predicted model, not a curated record
GCAAACCUCCCCGCAACUCGAUCAAACCGCCCACAAAAAAAUUCCCCCAAAAAUUCCCGUCUCGAACCCCGAUGCUCGUCAGCGCAUGAGCUUCCUGCGCGGCCUCGCGGACACGUUCUCCUCGCUGCUCUCCUCGUCGGGAGGCGGGGCGGGGGCGCCCAUGGACGCGCCGUCGCCGUCGCCGGCGGCGGUUGUGGGGGAGCGCGUGGCGGUGAAGCUCAGGGGCUACUUCGAGCUCGCCAAGGAGGAGAUCGACAAGGCCGUGCGUGCCGAGGAGUGGGGGCUCCCCGAUGAAGCCGCCGCGCACUACCGCAACGCGCAGCGCGUCAUGCUCGAGGCCAAGGCCGCGCGCGUCCCCGACGCCGUCCCGUCCAGCGAGAGGGGGCAGGUCAGGGUGUAUCAGGAGAAGAUCGCCAAGUGGCAGGCACAGGUCGAAGAGCGGCUCAGAGUGCUCGGCCAGAGGAGCGGUGAAGGAGCUGCUGCUGCAGUGGAGCCGAAGAAGGCUGUUACAAGCAAUCCUGUAAUUAGGACUGCAAAACCAGCACCCACUAGCAUCCAAAAGUCUACUUUGCGGAAUAGCCCGACCUUUAACAGAGGUGGCCAAGCAUCUGCACCUCAGAAGAAUAUCAGUGGAGGUUCCAAACCUGUUCAAAGAGCUGCUGGAAGCUAUGAUGACAAGCUUGUCGACAUGAUAAAUACAACCAUUGUGGAUAGAAGUCCUGCUGUAAAAUGGGAUGAUGUUGCUGGUCUUGACAAGGCAAAGCAAGCACUUAUGGAAAUGGUUAUUUUGCCUACUAAACGAAGGGAUUUGUUCACUGGCCUUCGGAGACCUGCUAGGGGGUUGCUUCUCUUUGGCCCACCUGGGAAUGGAAAAACAAUGCUCGCCAAAGCUGUUGCAUCAGAAUCAGAAGCAACAUUUUUUAAUGUUUCGGCUUCUUCAUUGACAUCGAAGUGGGUAGGCGAGGCUGAAAAGCUUGUCCGGACACUUUUUAUGGUUGCUAUUGAUCGGCAACCAUCUGUUAUUUUUAUGGAUGAGAUUGAUAGCGUCAUGUCAACAAGGUUAGCUAACGAGAACGACGCUAGCAGGCGAUUGAAAUCAGAAUUCCUUAUCCAGUUUGAUGGGGUGUCUUCGAACCCAGAUGAUUUAAUAAUUGUUAUAGGGGCUACAAAUAAACCACAAGAGUUGGAUGAUGCUGUUCUUCGAAGACUUGUAAAAAGAAUAUAUGUCCCACUACCCGAUUACAAUGUACGGAGGUUACUUCUGAAAAAUCAGCUCAAAGGACAAGCAUUCAAAUUAUCCAGUCAUGAUUUUGAAAGGCUUGCUGUAGAGACUGAAGGAUACUCUGGAAGUGACCUGAGAGCACUGUGCGAAGAAGCUGCAAUGAUGCCAAUAAGAGAGCUUGGUCCACAGAAUAUUCUUACAAUAAAAGCAAAUCAGUUGCGACCUUUGAAAUACGACGAUUUCAAGAACGCAAUGACUGUGAUUAGGCCAAGCUUGCAGAAGAGCAAAUGGGACGAGCUGGAGAAAUGGAACCAGCAAUUCGGUUCGAGUUGACAAUGAUGUGCACUGUCUGCUGAGCAGACAGCCCUAGUUUGAUUUGUACAUCAUUUCCUCGGCAUUAUGGCUUACUAGUGGUCACACGCCCAUUCAUGCGUCCACAUUGGGUACAAUGCAAAGCAGAAGGUAUAUCACUGGAAGCGGUCUGUAACAAUGUAAAUGUUGCUCAGAAGCCUCCAAUAUAGCUAAUGAGUUGGUUGAACCGAGGGCGAAUUAAAGGUGGCCUCAUGCUGUAAAAAAAACAAGGCUUAUAACUAAAACAACGCCAAAGUGAUGUUUUACUGUGUC